UUUGAAGGUUUCCUCAUUACCAUGCCGCCGUGACGUCACCAUGCGUGCUGAAUACCGGUGUCCGUAUUACAACGGAUGUCAACAAACUAGCGAUUUCAACGAAAACAUUUUUUAUUUUCCAUGAAAUACUACAUAAGUGACGACUAAACGGCUACUAUGCCUUACCUUGGCGGAGAGCAUACAGUGAGGGAGCUGAGGAGAGCUCUGUCCAACCCUAACGUCCAAGCUGACCACCUACGCUACAGAAACACCAUCCACAGAGUCAUCAGAGUGAUGUCUCAAGGACAAGAUGUGUCUGGGUUGUACAGUGAGAUGGUGAAGGCAUGUGCAACGGUGGAUAUUGUCCAGAAGAAACUGGUGUAUGUGUUUCUGUGUGCCUAUGCCAGUCUGAACCCUGAGCUGUCUCUGCUGGUAAUAAACACCCUGAGGAAAGACUGCUUGGAUCACAACCCCAUGGUCCGCAGCCUGGCCCUACGUAACAUGUGCAACCUCAGGCUCCCAGGUCUAUUACAGUAUGUGCAGCAGCCUCUUACAGUGGGACUGAAGGACAAGGCGACGUGUGUUCGGAGAGUGGCUGUACUGGGCUGGGCCAAGAUACACACAUUACAACCUAACACAGAGAUAGAUGUGGCUGUAGUGAAUGAGUUGUAUGGGUUGCUAAGGGACCCAGACCCCAUCGUCAUGGUGAACUGUCUCCGGGCACUGGAGGAGAUUCUACAGGAAGAAGGGGGCGUGGCUAUCAACAAACCCAUUGCUCACCACCUCCUCAACAGACUGAAGCUAUGUGAUGUGUGGGGCCAGUCUGAGGUGCUAGCGGUGCUCCAGCGGUAUCAGCCUCGCAGCGAAGACGAGCUGUUCGACAUACUAUCUCUGUUAGACCCCGCCCUUCUCUCUCACCACGCCCCCGUCAUGGCCGCCACGCUCCGCCUCUUCCUGUCCCUGUGUUCCACGCUGCCCGCCGUGUGUAUGUCGGCACUUGAGAGAGCACGGGGCCCCCUCCUGGCUGCAGCGGGCAGCGCCUCCCGGGAACUACGCUAUGCAGCGCUAUGUCACAUCCAGCUGCUGCUCCGUUCUGAGCCUGGUCUGAUGGGGGAACACUACAAGCGCUUCUUCUGCGGCUAUGCUGAACCUCCUUACAUCAAACAGAACAAGAUGCAGGUGCUGGUUGAGUUGGUGAAUGACGACAACGUGGCGAUGGUUCUGGACGAGCUGAGAGGAUACUGUACUGACGUCGACACUGAGACCUCACAGACUGCCAUCAACGCUAUAGGUAGUAUCGGGAGGAGUUACACUGACCGGUGUCUGGUCAUUCUCACAGGACUACUGGGACUGCAGCAAGAACACAUCUCCUCUGCCGUGCUCCAGACUCUGAGGGACUUGGUGUGGGUCUGUCCUCAGUGUGGAGACGCAGUGUGUUCAGCUCUGGAAGGAUGGGAGGACAAGCUACAGGACAGCCAGGGUUGUGGGGCCUUGCUGUGGCUGCUGGGUGUCUACGGGGACAGGGUGAGUGGCGCCCCCUAUCUGCUGGAGGACUGUAUAGACGGGGUGAGGAGUGAGGUGUCAGCGGAGGUGAAGACAGAGCUGCUCACUGCAACGCUACGGCUGUUCCUGUCCAGACCUGCUGAGACUCAGGACAUGAUGGGACGCCUGCUGGUCUACUGUAUAGAAGAGGAAGUGGACAUGUGUGUGCGUGACCAGGCCCUGCUGUACUACCGGCUGUUGCAUUGUGGGAUCGAGGAGGUCCGUCGGGUCCUCCAGGGUGGGCGACGGUCAGACCCCUCUCUGGGGCCUCUGAUUGGACGGCCCCCUGAGCCCAUCAGCCAAUGGGCAUCCAGCUUCAAUACCUUGGAGCCUCUAACCCUCGGAGCCUCUACUGUGGGGAACUCUGACCCCGCCACUCCCAAACCCUCCACUCUGACCCCCAACACCAUGACCUCUACACCAGGAGACCCCCACCUUCCAGACUGCAGUAGUGGAGCUCUGAGUCUGUCUGUGUCUCCAGCUCUGAUCCCUGAAGAGUUCGAACGUCUGUGGCUGCAGCUGGAGAAGGGGGCGUGUCUGGAGGUGUUUGUGGCGUGUCCUGUUCCCCGCUGUUCCCCGGAGAGCCUGCAGGUGGCGCUACAGCUGGUCAACAUACAGACGCUGGCUUUCACCCCCCCAAACACACACCCCUGGAGAGUGUACCUCUACACACACACCUCACACUUCUCUACAAAGACACCACACACACUCAUACUGGCAGAACUACUACACACUGGAGGAGAGGGAGAGAAGGAGGGAGAGAAGGAGGGGAGGGAGGAAGAGUGGGGGGGUGAUACCCCAGGGAACACUCAAAAGGAGUUUGUGGAAGAGGUCAAGAAGGUGUUUGAUGCCCCGUUCUCCGGGAGAGAGGCUGCCCAGAAGCUACUCCAGCUUCGGGAGGACUCCCGCAGUGUGACAGACUAUGCAAUGGAUUUCUGCAUGUUGGCAGCUGAGAAUGCCUGGAACCAGGAAGCGCUGUUCGACAUGUUCCUACACGGAGUAUCGGAGUAG
Salmo salar (Atlantic salmon) is the source of this 2532-nucleotide messenger RNA. RefSeq names its product adaptor related protein complex 4 subunit beta 1 (gene ap4b1). NCBI's taxonomy places the organism in Eukaryota, Metazoa, Chordata, Actinopteri, Salmoniformes, Salmonidae. Gene Ontology annotation, biological process: intracellular protein transport; vesicle-mediated transport. The record is from RefSeq and is a predicted model, not a curated record. Gene Ontology annotation, cellular component: clathrin adaptor complex; membrane coat.